AUGGUGUUUGGAAUCGGUCCGGGAAUCCUAAAUCGGUCCAGAUAUUCGGAAUCGCCUCGGGGAUCCGGAAUCGUGUUCCUUUUCUGUAUACCUGAACAUUACAGUUCGGUUAUCUAUUCCGGAUACCCUGAUAUUUGCCAGGAGGAACCAACAACCCUUUUAACAACAUCAACAAACACCAGCAAUCAUAUUAAUUUGAAUAGAAAUUUUAAUUCUGAAAAUACUAAUUCUGAUAUUUUUCGUUUAUUUAAUAAUAACAAAACAACAAAAAAUAACAGAAAUUAUACAAAUAAUUAUUCUGAUGAACAAAGAAGCAGAGUAGCAACUUUACAUUUAUUAUCAACUUAUGGAAGAAGAAUAAAUGAAGGAGAGGAUAAAGAAGUAUUAAAAAAGGAACCUCUUCUAUCAACAACAACCAGUACUUGUACAAAAGGGGGAGGUGUUAGUUCUUCAAACCCUUCAAUGUGUAUUCCACAGCAACAACAUCAUCAACCUUCAGGUUUAAUCCAUCUUGGACCUGGAAUUUCUCCUACCUGCCCAAGACAUGGGCGCGCAGCUCAAAUGUUGUUGGCAGCAGCUGCAGCAAAUCGUUCAGGAGGGAUUGGGGUUGAUGGAGGAGGUAUCAGUGGAGGCAACAUACCCUCAACAACAAUAACAACACCUCCAGCCCUUCAAAUGAAUUUAAACAACAAUAAUUCUAUAAUGUCGACUACUACACAAAAAAUACAAGCAAAUAUUAACAAUAAUAAUGGCUCGUCUUCAUUAAAUGGAGGUGCUUUUGAUGGAAAUGGAAGUAAUGGACAGCAAAAACAAAGGACAAUUGAAGAAGUUCAAGUUUAG
Molecule: messenger RNA, 840 nt
Organism: Meloidogyne enterolobii
Lineage: Eukaryota; Metazoa; Nematoda; Chromadorea; Rhabditida; Meloidogynidae
Source: the annotation of a GenBank genome assembly